Arvicola amphibius (Eurasian water vole) is the source of this 2225-nucleotide messenger RNA. It is a transcript of the gene Zbtb37, whose product is annotated as zinc finger and BTB domain containing 37. The record is from RefSeq and is a predicted model, not a curated record. The coding region runs from base 424 to 1938 and encodes 504 amino acids. The transcript has 5 exons. Lineage: Eukaryota; Metazoa; Chordata; Mammalia; Rodentia; Cricetidae. Gene Ontology annotation, molecular function: RNA polymerase II cis-regulatory region sequence-specific DNA binding; DNA-binding transcription factor activity, RNA polymerase II-specific; protein binding. Gene Ontology annotation, biological process: regulation of transcription by RNA polymerase II.
UCAGCCCGGCCCCUGCCUCCCUGAGGAGUCAGGGUUGAGGGGAGGGGGCUCCCGUCAGGAAAGCGCUGGGGGAGGGGCGGCGUGAGGGUGACUGAUUUCCUUCCGGCACGCCGCCCGCUCCGGAGUGGGGGGGGGCGGGGGGUUUCACUUCCGGGACGGUGUUCCGGCCCAUUCCGGCCCAUUUCCACCCCCGGAGCUCUCGCCCCUCCAGGGCCGACGCUAGAGAAAGACUUUACUCCAGGGGCUUCUUCCUCACUGGGGAAUUGCUGGAAAGAGCAAACAAAAAGGCGCUGGUGUAGGCUCCAAAAUAAACAUCUGAAUUCGUGAUGGCAUCGACAGAGGCUCUUAAUGGAUUAAAAGUUUCAAAACAAACAAUAACGCUUUGGAAAAAGCAGGGUUGAAUGUCUGCCUGUACUUCCAGGCAUGACCAUGGAGAAAAGUGGGAACAUACAAUUGGAGAUCCCUGACUUCAGCAACUCUGUUCUGAGCCAUCUCAACCAGCUGCGAAUGCAAGGCCGUCUCUGUGAUAUCGUGGUCAACGUGCAAGGACAAGCUUUUCGGGCUCACAAAGUAGUUCUGGCUGCCAGCUCUCCUUAUUUCCGGGAUCACAUGUCCUUGAAUGAAAUGAGUACUGUGUCCAUUUCUGUCAUCAAGAACCCUACUGUUUUUGAACAGCUCCUUUCUUUCUGUUACACAGGACGGAUAUGCCUGCAACUAGCAGAUAUUAUCAGCUACCUCACAGCUGCUAGUUUUCUGCAGAUGCAGCAUAUUAUAGACAAAUGUACACAGAUCCUAGAGGGCAUUCAUUUCAAAAUUAAUGUGGCUGAGGUUGAAGCAGAAUUAAGUCAAACAAGGACAAAGCACCCAGAGAGACCUCCAGAGUCUCACAGGGUUACACCACCUCUAAACCGCUCACUUAGCCCACGACAUAAUGCUACAAAGGGAAACUGGAGAGGACAGGUCAGUGCUGUGCUGGAUAUCAGAGAGCUUAGUCCCCCUGAGGAGUCCACCAGUCCUCAGAUAAUUGAGCAGAGUUCUGAUGUAGAGAGCCGGGAGCCCAUUCUUCGAAUCAACAGAGCAGGACAGUGGUAUGUGGAAACAGGAAUAGCAGACCAAGGGGCGCGGAGCAGUGAUGAAGUUAGGGUUCUUGGAGCAGUGCACAUCAAAACUGAAAAUCUGGAAGAGUGGCUUGGGCCCGAGAAUCAGCCUUCUGGAGAAGAUGGAAGUAGUGCAGAAGAAGUCACAGCCAUGGUGAUUGACACCACAGGCCAUGGUUCUAUAGGACAGGAAAGUUACACUUUAGGGUCUUCAGGAACCAAGGUAGCUCGGCCAACCAGCAGUGAAGUUGACAGAUUUAGUCCCUCCGGCAGUGUUGUUUCCAUGACAGAAAGAUACAGAGCCAGAAGUGAGUCUCCUGGGAGAGUGGAUGAGCCUAAGCAACUUAGCUCCCAGGUAGAAGAGUCAGCAAUGAUGGGAGUUAGCGGCUAUGUGGAGUAUCUCCGAGAACAGGAGGUAUCUGAGCGUUGGUUCCGGUAUAAUCCCCGCCUCACCUGCAUCUACUGUGCCAAAUCUUUCAACCAAAAGGGAAGUCUGGACCGCCACAUGCGUCUGCAUAUGGGAAUAACACCCUUUGUCUGCCGCAUGUGUGGAAAAAAGUAUACCCGGAAAGAUCAGCUGGAAUAUCACAUCCGCAAGCACACAGGCAACAAGCCCUUUCACUGUCAUGUUUGUGGCAAAAGUUUCCCCUUCCAGGCCAUCUUGAAUCAACACUUUCGAAAAAACCACCCUGGCUGUAUACCCCUGGAAGGGCCUCAUAGCAUUUCUCCUGAAACAACUGUCACAUCCCGGCAAGCUGAGGAAGGGUCACCUUCUCAAGAAGAAAUGGUUGCUCCUGGGGAAUCUGCCCAGGGCUCAGUGUCUACUACUGGGCCAGAUUGAAACAUUGAGGGGGAAGGGGCAGACCCUCUUCCCCUCUGGGCGGUAAGCAGCCUAUAUCAAAAUCAUGGGCUGGUACUUAGAUUGACAAAAUGCCACAUCGCUUGACUAGAAGAUGUUCCCAUGGUGUUGCCAAAUUAGAGGAUCAACAUGCAGAAAGAACGAAAGGCUCUUCUCCUCUUUCCCACCUCACUCACACUUUGGAAAAUAAUCAAGCAAAUCAGCUUCUAAUUCAGGGAUCAACAGCCUUGGUUUGUUAACUUUAUAAGAAAAAAAUGUUUUUAACUAAA